Suillus fuscotomentosus is the source of this 609-nucleotide messenger RNA. RefSeq lists its product as uncharacterized. The record is from RefSeq and is a predicted model, not a curated record. Bases 74 to 403 code for a protein of 109 amino acids. The transcript is spliced from 3 exons. Lineage: Eukaryota; Fungi; Basidiomycota; Agaricomycetes; Boletales; Suillaceae.
AAUCAGUCGGACCAGUUUAACUAGUCUCCGACGACUUGACCGGUACCCUCAGCUACUCUCUUUCUACACGACCAUGAGUUCCCACGAUAACGAGGAACUUAUUGAACUUCAUCAGGAUAAGCACGAUGUCAUCCCUAAUGGCACAGCUCUAGCUGUUACUGUCAACGAGGCAGCGGCGUCAGCAGCAGACGGCGAGGGCGACAACAACACUGAGAUGGAAAUUUCCGGCUUCAGGGAUUUCGUAUUGAGCCCUGAACUCCUGCAAGAGGUCAUAGACAAGGGCUUGGACUUUGAGGUUCCGACCGUAGCCCAACAUGAAUGCAGAGCUCGGGCUUUUCUAAGAAGGCACGGUCUCGGUCAGUCAGGACUCGGUAAGACGGCAAUUUUGCAUUUUAAUUACUAAGAUAACAUGUGGAAUAGAGCACUGAGAAGUUGUCAGAGUGACUUGGGAAAGGCUUCUCUGAUGGUCACCUUGUGGUCACCAACUCUUCAGGUACAUUGCAAAGACUUGCAUAUCUAGUGCUCCGUCGAAUUGGUACAACGUUGCUUGCAUUGUUGAUGUAUCAACUUCUUUGAAUGAGACAAAGUUGGCCUGCGGAACUCUCAACC